This is a messenger RNA of Danaus chrysippus (African queen), 276 nucleotides long. The record is from the annotation of a GenBank genome assembly. NCBI's taxonomy places the organism in Eukaryota, Metazoa, Arthropoda, Insecta, Lepidoptera, Nymphalidae.
AUGAAAACGGGCCGUCAGGCAUUAUAUCACAAGGGGAAGCAAAAAAUAAUGAAAAUGUGCGAGCAAGAGGGCCUUAUGCAUACGCGUGUGGCGAAUGAAAGAGAUAGAGGCAGCACACUAAGGGAGUUGGAGGGCGAACCGGUUCUGCAUGUGUGCAGACAGACGUUACCCUUCCCCCUUCCCUCGCCAGCCGACCCUCGGCUACGAGGGCCGUGUAUUGUCGGCUUUCCCCGAAGCGUUGCAAUAAUAAUAAUACCAACUUACUCCCCUUACUAA